Messenger RNA from Echinops telfairi (small Madagascar hedgehog), 5531 nucleotides. RefSeq names its product mastermind like transcriptional coactivator 1 (gene MAML1). The record is from RefSeq and is a predicted model, not a curated record. The transcript is spliced from 5 exons. The coding region runs from base 1 to 3027 and encodes 1008 amino acids. Lineage: Eukaryota; Metazoa; Chordata; Mammalia; Afrosoricida; Tenrecidae. Gene Ontology annotation, molecular function: transcription coactivator activity. Gene Ontology annotation, cellular component: nucleoplasm; nuclear speck. Gene Ontology annotation, biological process: positive regulation of transcription of Notch receptor target; Notch signaling pathway.
AUGGUGCUGCCCCCCUGCCCCAUGGCGGAGUUCGCGCUGCCGCGGCACAGCGCGGUCAUGGAGCGCCUCCGCCGGCGGAUCGAGCUCUGCCGGCGCCACCACAGCACCUGCGAGGCCCGCUACGAGGCCGUCUCACCUGAGCGCCUGGAGCUCGAGCGACAGCACACCUUCGCCCUGCACCAGCGCUGCAUCCAGGCCAAGGCCAAGCGCGCCGGCAAGCACCGGCAGUCGUCCGCCCCGGCCCCGCGCCUGGACGCCGCCGACGGUCCCGAGCACGGCCGCCCCGUCGCGCAUCUCCAUGAUGCGGUGAAGAGGAAUCUUGAUAGUGCUACCUCCCCUCAGAAUGGCGAUCAGCAGAAUGGCUACGGAGAUCUCUUUCCUGGACAUAAGAAGACACGCCGGGAAGCCCCUCUGGGUGUGGCUGUCUCUGCCAAUGGCCUGCCUCCCGCCUCCCCUCGGGGGCAGCCUGACCACAAACCUGGUGGAGAUGGCCUCCAGCCCAGUGGAAAGCACUCACUGGCCCUGGACUCUGUCAACAAAAAGUGUCUGGCUGACUCGAGCCUCCACUUGAAUGGCAGCAGUAACCCCAGUGAGUCCUUCGCCAUGAGCUUGAACAAAGAGCUGAAGCAGGAGCCUGUCGACGACCUGCCCUGCAUGAUUGCUGGGGCAGGGGGUUCCAUAUCACAGAGCAACCUCAUGCCUGACCUGAACCUGAACGAGCAGGAGUGGAAGGAGCUCAUCGAGGAACUGAACCGGUCAGUGCCUGAUGAAGACAUGAAGGAUCUCUUCAAUGAGGACUUUGAGGAGAAAAAGGACCCGGAGUCUUCCGGUUCUAACACACAGACUCCCUUGGCACAGGACAUUAAUAUUAAGACAGAAUUCUCCCCAGCAGCCUUUGAGCAAGAACAGUUAGGCUCUCCUCAAGUGAGAGCUGGGUCUGCAGGACAGACCUUCAUGGGGCCUUCAGCUGCCCCUGUGAGCACAGCUUCCCCCAGCCUCGGGUCCUCUCAGACCAUGUUCCACACUUCUGGUCAGCCGGGGGUGGAAAAUCCUAGCGCAAACCUGAUGCCGGCAUCAGCUCAGACCCAGAAUGCACAGAGAGCCCUCCCUGGUGUGGUGCUGCCCAGCCAGGGCACAGGAGGGGGUGCAGAGCUGUCCUCUGCCCACCAGCUUCAACAGAUUGCUGCCAAGCAGAAGCGGGAACAAAUGCUCCAGAACCCACAGCAGGUCCCCUCAGCCCCAACUGCAGGCCAGAUGUCCACAUGGCAGCAGACGGGGCCCUCCCACAGUCCCUUACAUGUUCCUUAUUCCAUGGAGAAGCCUGCCAGCCCUCCCAGCUACCAGCAAGACUUCAGUAACUCCAAACUGCUCAUGAUGACCAAUGUGAACAAGAGCUCUCCUCGGCCCGGAGGUCCCUACCUCCAGCCUGGCCACGUAAACAUGCUGAGUCACCAGCCACCAAGUAACUUGAAUCAGAACUCCGUGAAUGCACAAGGACCCAUGCUGGACUAUGGCAACACCAAGCCCCUGUCUCACUUCAAAGUGGACUGUGGGCAAGGAAACCCUGGGCCUGGCCAAAACAAGGCAGCUAUGCUGUCUUAUCUACCGCAGCAGCUGCCUCACCUGAACAGCGAGCAGAACUCCUUGUAUCUUAUGAAACCAAAGCCAGGAAGCAUGCCUUUCCGGUCCCUGGUUCCACCUAGCCAGGAACAGAACCCUGCCAGUGUUCCUCAUGUGUCCACAUCCAUGCCGACGCAGGCCACUACUGUGGGGAGCCAGACGCCGGCCGUGUCUAUAAGCAGCACUCACAGCAACGCGCCCUAUCUCAACAACCAGCAGGCAGCAGUCAUGAAGCAGCACCAGAUGCUUUUGGACCAACAGAAACAGAGGGAACAGCAACAGAAGCACUUGCAGCAGCAGCAGCAGUUCUUACAAAGGCAACAGCAACUUCUGGCGGAACAGGAGAAGCAGCAGUUCCAGCGCCAUCUGACUCGCCCGCCACCCCAGUACCAAGAUCCGACACAAAACACCUACCAACAACAGGUUGGACAAUUCACAGGUUCAUCUGCUUCUGUGCCCGGCAUGAAUAACUUGGGUCCAUCUAACUCCAGCUGUCCUCGAACGUUCUCUCAGACUGGGACGCUCCUGCCAAUGGGCCCUGGACACGGUUCGGUUUCUUCUCUGCCCUCCAGCUCGAGCCAGCAGGAUCGGGGUAUGGCUCAGUUUGCUGGCUCCCAGAGUGGCCUCUAUGGGAUGACAUCAGGCAUAGCACAGAUGGUUGCCCAGGCUCCCCAACAGCCCACCAGUGGACACGCCCAUAUUCCACGGCAGGCCACUGUGGGCCAGAACACCUCCAUCUCGGCUGCCUAUGGGCAGAACUCUCUAGGGACCUCUGGCCUCUCCCAGCAGCACAGUAAAGGGACCCUGAACUCAGCUUUAACCAAGGCACAGGUCCCAAGGGUUUCAGCAGCCAUGGGAGGACAGACUCCCUCGUGGCAGCAUCAGGGAAUGCAAAACCUGAGUGGCCAGACCCAGGGGAGUCCCAGUGUGAGCCCCUUCACCGCAGCCUCCAGUUUCCGCAUGCAGCAAGCCCACCUGAAAAUGCCCAACCCACAAUUCUCCCAGGUGAUGCCCAGCAGACCCAUGGCACCCAUGAGCUCGGCACCUACGGCAGGGGCCAUGUUGCCCUCCCUGAACACACAGCAGAGGACCAGUGCGCCUGCGCCACCACCUCCACAGGGACCCCCAUCACAGGUCCUCCCAGGACUGAGCCCAGCUGUGCCUGAGAUGGGGUCCUUCAGCCAGAGCCCAGCCCCACAGAUGGGGGCCCGGGCAGGGCUGCACUGUGCCCAGGGCUAUGCGAUGCGGACUGCUGGCCAGGAGCUGUCCUUUGCCUAUGGCGGGCAGCCAGGCAGCGGUGGUCUGCCCAGCAUGCCUGGGGACGCCGACCUGAUAGACUCCCUGCUGAAAAAUAGGACUUCAGAAGAAUGGAUUGAUGAUUUGGACGACCUUCUAGGGUCACAGUAAUGAGUGGGUUUUAAGGUAUUCUGUGUAUUCAUAAAAGCCUAUAUUUUUGUUCUCAGAUUCAAGAAAGAACAAACUGCUUUGGACCAAAAGCCCAUGGCACAGAGUGAGGGGGGUGGGGCCAGAGCCCAGUCUGAGGGCCCUCUCUGGGGGCGGGCUCUUUGGUCACAUGGCCCCAGGCCAGCAGUUGUGGCCAGUCGGGCUGGCCCCAGCCCAUCUGCUGGCUUCAUGAUCUGGUGUUGGGACAGCAGGAAAGUAUCUAAAGAGGGUUUUCCAUCCAGAUGACCCCAGAUACAGCAGAAACCACACUGAACUCCACAGUGACAGGCUUCCAGGACAUCUGUGCCAUCACGUUCACAUCACCCAAGGUUUCUCCGCUUGCCCAGUUUGGGGACAAGUUUUUGUUGAAACUUGAUACAGCAGAGUUGUGUGCAGCGGGUAGCAUAGGAAAGAUUGUUUUUUAAACAUAUAGGAUAGGUGGUGGUUUAAAUUAAUUAAGGGCAUUGAACACCUACGGUUUUCUUCUACUUUGUCAGCUUUCUGGGUGAGGCUGUAAGUGCAGGCUGUCCUACAGAGGCCAGGCCGGAGCAGUGUUUCGAGAGACACCCAGAUCUGGUCUCCAGUGUCCCCGCCUGCCCACAGCAGGGAACUUCUUCCUGGUGACAUUUGGGAAGCCCUUACUUCAGAGCAGCCCCUCCUUUGCCCCACCCUUGGUCAAAGGACUCCAGACAAUCCCCUUAAGCAAAGGAGCACUUCUUCCAGGGUAACUGGUAAAAUUGGCUACAUAGGAUUCCUGUGUCCUUACGUGUCCCAGCUCUCCCGCCUCCUUGAGUUUCUGGGGAAACUGGUUUUCAGCCUGUUAGAGACGUGGUCUUUGUGUCAUGGGGCACAGAUGUCUUCCCAUCACCCGGCCUUCAUUCCCAUGACCUCCUGGCCCCUUCUUCCUCUCUCCAGCCAAAAUGAAAAACUACUUUAGGGCAAUGAUUUACUAGAUUGGAGGGGAAAGAAGGGUCGUUAGAAUUCCUUAGGGAACCCAAGCAUUGUGAUGAAGUGGGAUGCUCCUCCCCAGAAAGUAAAGGCUUUUGGGAACUCAGAAAGCAGGAAUGUCCUGAUUGAUAGGAGGCCUGGGUGGUGGGCCCAGAGGAGGAAUUCCACUGCUUUAUGACUCUUUUCUGCCCCUCCCCAUGUCAGAUGACUUGCACUUUUUAAGAGAGAAUUGCUUUAUAACACUAACAUAUCCUUUCUAAAAAUUCCAGUGGAUUUUUUUCUUUUAAGGUCUGUGGAUGAAUGAAUUUGACUAAGCUGAGAUUCCGAAAAGUAGAGUAUUUCAUGAUGGGCUGUUUGUGGGAAACAAAGAUGGAGUGAGCACUUCCAUAUGAUGAAAGCAAAAUGGUAAGCACAGGGUGAGACCCUCUGAAACAGAAUAUUGGAGAGAAAAUAACACACUGAAAAGAGUGGUGUGUGUACAGAGCGGUCUGUGGGGAAAACUCGGCCCCAGUUCCUGUCCUGGAAAUCUCAGCAGACCAGAUGUGGAAACGGAGCCGAGGACAGUACCCCGUGAAAACCCUGAGUUGCGUUACAGGGUGGGGUGGGGACUGCACACACUUCAGUAAUUAUUUUGCACCAGCGUGCCUUUUUCAGUGAGGGUAUGCGGACCCUCCGACCCUCUUCUUCUCUAAUAGCCAUUUGCCACCCUGGGUGGUGUGUGGGCCAUUUCCCUGGUAAACACCCUGCCAGUCUUCCCUGGGUGCUGAAGUUAGCUCUCAAAGAAGGGAUGAGUCAGAAAGCCAGUAAUACUCCACCCUCAGAGUGAGUUCCCCGAUCUAAGGCGAAAGGGUGGCUUCAGUGUGUCUUCUACCAAAAAUAGCCAGGCCUCUGGCCGGUUCCAGAUCCUGUUCCUCUCUGGGCCUCCCUCUGGCUGCUGCCCACCUCUGACCCUGGGAGGCUGCAGGAGAGGGCAUGACCCCAUUUGCCCCACGUGGGGGGAGGGCUUGAGCAUGUCUCUUUCGCUGCAGUGUCAUAGCAAUAAAAUGUGAUUCUUGGGAGGGGGGGAGACGUCUCCCCCACCCCCAGGGAGCUGCCCAUGGCUUUAUUUAUGAGGCUGGUUUCUGGUUAGUUGGAAGAGCAACCAUGCAGCUCCUCACUCCCCAGAGCCAGGGCUCACAUGAAAAGGGUGCUCGAACUUUGGUUAUACACAUUUGCUUUGUGUAAAUAAAUGUUUACAGUUUUAUAUUAAAGAUGGAAUAAGAGUUAGAUCUGACUGUAUAUUUUUUACUUUUAUAGAUUUUAAAACUAUGAUCCUUUAUAUAUGUUUUUGGGGCGCUACAAUAAGUUUUAUGGCAACAGUUGGUAUUGUUAACUUUUUAUUGUCUUCAAAGUACAUAAAAAUCCUAUUAACCCCAAUAUUCUUCUACUUCCCUUUAACUCUGGUAUACACCAAAAAGAAAUCUUUACUUUCCUUGUUUUAUCAUUAUAAAAAUAAUAAAAGUAUUUUGCUAGUAUUGAAA